Molecule: messenger RNA, 1818 nt
Organism: Saccostrea cuccullata (small rock oyster)
Lineage: Eukaryota; Metazoa; Mollusca; Bivalvia; Ostreida; Ostreidae
Product: sodium-dependent glucose transporter 1A-like
Source: RefSeq, a predicted model, not a curated record
GACAUACAAUGGAGCUAGCCAUUCAAAAGGAAAACUGCCAACAAAGCCAAGAGGAUGAAACAUCUCCAUUCACCAAAGAAGAAAAAGUUGAUAGAAAUGACUACAACAAUGAAAAUAAAGAUGCAUGUCGCCAUCAAAAUGAAGGAUUUGGUGACUUUGAUGAUAAAGAUGGAAUUCUGUCAAAACUCAAGAAUAUCCCCAAUUACAGAGAGAAGUAUCUUAUAUCUCUAGGAAUUGUGUGGAGUUUCUUUGUUUUAGGUUGGACCAUUGGACAGUUUGGUCCAUCCUUCCUUGACCUGAGAAUAAUACCCGGUAACCAAUGCCAUUGAAGAAAGCCUCGAUCGGGCUUUAUGACUGGUCAUUCCGUGGGUUACCUUCUGGGCUCCGUUAUCAUAGGGCUAAUUUUCGACAAGGUGAAGGAGGGAACAUACUGUGUAUCUUCAUGUGUCCUAGCUCUGGCUCUGAUCGUUUUUGCCAUUCCUUGGUGCUCUGUUUAUGAACUGAUGAUUGGCAUCCAUGUGUUGAAAGGAAUGGCAGGAGGGGGAUUAGACACAACUGGCAAUGCCCUUCUCAUAGAUCUAUGGAGAGCUGAUGGGAAAUCUUUCUUACAGAGUAUCUAUUUUGCCUUUGCUAUUGGAGGAGCAAUUUCGCCUUUCGUAACUGCGCCAUUUCUGGCCCCGGAUGAAAAUAACACACUAUCCACACCAAACAUCAGUAGAAAUUAUACUGUAAGUAAUGACUCUAUUGUGAGUAAUCUUUCACGUUGGGAUUCCUCCAACUUGUUUCCGAAAGAGUCCAAAUUGUAUAUUCCCUUUUCGAUAGCAUCUUUUCUAGCACUUUCAGCCAGCAUUCCAUUAUUCGUGCUAGCUUUCAUAUCUAAAAGACCAACUCAUAUCAAAUCAGAGAGUCCGGAAAAUACACACAAUAAUGAACAGAGUGAUGACAAAAAGAUGUCUACAAAAAUGAAAGUGCUGAUAUUGAUCAUAAUCAUGCUGUUUUGGGGAUUCUAUUGUGCUAUGGAAGAUGGUUUUAAUAACUUUUUGGCAACCUUUUGUGUAAAUGAGAUUAAGUGGACUAAAUACACCGCUUCGGUCGUGACUUCUGUAUUUUGGGCAAGUUUCACAGCUGGACGAUUUUUGGGCAUUUUCCUGGCUCGCAUUUUCAAGCCUGUCAAGAUGAUUUUCAUUCUUUGCUUAUUGUUAUUCAUUGGAUUCUUAGGAUUUUUCCUUUCCGCGCGAUUCGUGUUUUUUGAAGGAAUUUGGAUUUCGACAGGAUUGAUUGGACCAGCAAUGUCUAUGAUAUUCCCCUUAGUCUUCUCUUGGGCAGAGGAAUCAAUUCUUCCAGUCACAGGAUUUAUAGCUUCAUUAUUUAUGGUAGCCGCCUCUGCCGGAUCAACAAUUAAUCCCAUUCUUUUAGGAUUUCUGAUGGACAAUUUUACCCCGAUGUGGUUUUCCUACAUCAUGUUAGGGGAGUCUUUCGUGUUGCUUGUAGUAUUUGUAUUGAUAUGGGCCAAAGGCAGCAGAAUUAAACAACGCGAGAGCACUGUUGAGAAGUUUAAAACUGAGAUCCAGUCCGAUGAUGACCAUGAUGUAGAGUCUAGAAGUAUCAUUGAAAGUGAGAUUAGUGAGCAUCUGCAAGAGAAAAAAUCUACAUCGUCGUGUAUAAACAGAAUUCAUCACGUUUAGUCCCAAAAUGUUCCGACAAACUACUUUACAAUAUUGUCUUUACAUCAAAUAUGUUACUCAUGUGGCCAAAUUUUUACCAUGUUUUUAGAGGAAUUUAUAGCAGUCUUUUAUUUACAAUAAGUGAUAUCUGUAC